AUCCAUCCCAUCCCAUAUUCGUUACAUUCUCACUACUCUUUCACCUAUCUCCAACCCUAUACACUUCCUGUAUACAUCUACUGUAUACCUUACCCCUUUUACCUAUCUUGUUAAUUCUUUUUUGCCUCCACCCCACUCACAGCCCCCGUUCCCAUCAUGUCGUGGGCAGGCUUUAAGAAAAAUGUCAACCGCGCAACGACACAGGUGAUGAUGAAGACAGGGCAUGUCGAGCGGACAAAUGAUCGGGACUACGAGAUCGAAGAGCGACGCUACCGUACUAUGGAGGCUGCGGCGAACCGUCUACAGAAGGAAGCGAAAGGGUAUCUGGAUUCAUUGCGGGCAAUGACUGCCUCGCAAAUGCGCAUUGCCGAGACGAUUGAUGCCUUUUACGGAGAUGCAGGGACGCGUGACGGGGUGAGCCGGAGUUACAAGCAGGCUGUUGAGGAUUUGGAUGCAGAGACGAUUAAAGCGUUGGAUGGACCGUACCGAACUACCGUUCUGGACCCUAUCUCUCGGUUCUGCGCCUACUUCCCCGAUAUCAACGAGUGCAUCAAGAAACGCAACCACAAGCUCCUCGACUACGACGCGAUGCGGGCCAAGGUGAAGAAACUGGUCGAGAAGCCGGACAAGGACGCGACCAAGCUGCCGCGCGCGGAGCGCGAGGCCGAGAUCGCCAAGCAGGCCUACGAGCAGCUGAACGAGCAGCUCUUCACCGAGCUGCCGCAGCUGAUCGACCUGCGCGUGCCCUAUCUGGACCCUAGUUUCGAGGCCCUGGUCAAGAUCCAGCUGCGCUUCUGCGCGGAAGCGUACUCGCGCAUGGCACAGGUGCAGCAGUAUCUUGAUUCCGAGACUCGGGACCAAUACGCUCGCGGAGAUUUGGAUAAUCGGGUCGAGCAGGUCCUACAGGAGAUCAGGGACUUGAGCAUAGCGGGGACGGUAUAAUGUUACAUACAAACCACUACAUUGUUAACCUCUAUACUCUUGUAGCAUGUCAUUUAAGAUGAU
This is a messenger RNA of Penicilliopsis zonata CBS 506.65, 1005 nucleotides long. RefSeq lists its product as hypothetical. Gene Ontology annotation, cellular component: Rvs161p-Rvs167p complex; mating projection tip; medial cortex. The coding region runs from base 157 to 942 and encodes 261 amino acids. Gene Ontology annotation, biological process: actin cortical patch localization; actin filament organization; endocytosis. Gene Ontology annotation, molecular function: lipid binding; protein binding. The record is from RefSeq and is a predicted model, not a curated record. Lineage: Eukaryota; Fungi; Ascomycota; Eurotiomycetes; Eurotiales; Aspergillaceae. The transcript is spliced from 6 exons.